Molecule: messenger RNA, 465 nt
Organism: Pelobates cultripes (western spadefoot toad)
Lineage: Eukaryota; Metazoa; Chordata; Amphibia; Anura; Pelobatidae
Source: the annotation of a GenBank genome assembly
AUGGCUGACGGAGGCACAGCAACUGCAUCGACAGAAGGUGAUCACUCUGUGCUCACAACCUGCUACCACCGGGGGUCCCUGAGGGCUCUCAUGCCCCCACGUAACAGCCCUGGAACAUACAAGCUGACAAAUGAGAACCACCACAGCCAGCAUUUCCUCCACAUGCCCAUCUCAAAGCGGCAACCCCAGAAGGGCACUCUGCAAGCAAGCUCCACUAACGACCAGGGCUGGAAGAACAAACAGAACACCCAGCUUUACCCACUGACCGCAUGGUGCUAUAGCCCUCGACAAUACAUCAAGGCUCGCAAGACAUGGCAAACCUACCCAACAACCGGGACAUUAGGAACAAGUGGAAUACAUGGGGUAAUAUCAAGGGACUCACCCCACACCUGGGCAUGGAACACAACCAGAUUACCUCAGGCUUUGCGCUGGGCUGGAGCUGACGGUGACCCCAGCCGUUCAUAA